ACCUAAUCUAAACUCUAAAGAACCUUGCCACGCAUACUCUUACAGGCCAAAGCUGACCUCCGUUACCAUUGGACACCUGCCACAGAAAUGCCACGUCUACUGCCCAAACUGCUUUGCUUUUCCUAUAUAUGUCAGGAGUCCCAAGCUAGCAGGAACAAACCAUUCCGCAAAACCUAAUCCUCUCACAGCAUCAUAAAUUCAUACCACGUUGAAGAUGAGUCAAAUUCAGCAAAGAACGCCAGGGCAAGAACAAGAACCCAUUAACUACGGCGACGUGUUUAAUGUCUCCGGUCCGCUAGCAACCAGACCAAUAGCACCGGAGGACGCAGCCAUGAUGCAGACUGCAGAAACGACAAUUCUUGGAAAAACCAAGGGGGGCGGUCCAGCUGCUGUCAUGCAAUCGGCAGCCACAGUCAACGAACGAGCUGGCUUAGUGGACCAUCACCAUCGUGAUGUCACUGAUAUUGCUGGAACACAAGGCGUCGCUGUCACUGAGUUUGACGUCCCUGGAGCUCGCAUAAUCACCGAAUCAGUCGGUGGACAGGUUGUUGGGCAGUACACGCAAGUAACGCCGGUGUCUCAAGAGGUUGUCGCGGAGGCAGCAGUGGAGCAGAGUAAAAUCACUAUAGGUGAAGCGCUCGAAGCAGCAGCGUAUUCGGCUAGUAAGAAGCCAGUGGAUCAAAGCGAUGCGGCCGCAAUUCAAGCAGCCGAGGUGAGAGCGACUGGCAGCAAUGUAAUCUCGCCGGGCGGUCUGGCAGCUUCGGCUCAGUCUGCUGCGUCUUUCAAUGCCAAUGUGGAUCGGGACGAGGUUAAGGUCAAACUCGGCGAGGUUUUAAGGAAUGCGACGACGCAGUUGCCAGCUGAUAAGGCGGCGACUCGGCAGGACGCGGAAGGCGUGGCGAGUGCUGAGCUGAGGAACGACCCGAAUUUGGAGACUCAUCCGGGUGGAGUGGCGGCGUCUAUUAAUACAGCCGCUAGGAUCAAUGACGGCAUGAAUGUGUAAUGCAUGUGAAAUAUAGCGUGAAGCGAUGCACUUUGUUUUUUUGUAGUGUGUGAUAUUGCUAUAUAUAGGAGCCAUGGUACAUAUGUACUAUAUAUAUGUUUGUGUGGACUUUCCAUAUAUGUAAAUGGAUAUGGUACUGAGAACAUGCAUUACUAUCGAGUUUUGAUUGCAUGUCGUUUUGAAUAUGCAUAUCAGUGAA
Messenger RNA from Tripterygium wilfordii, 1202 nucleotides. RefSeq names its product late embryogenesis abundant protein D-34-like. NCBI's taxonomy places the organism in Eukaryota, Viridiplantae, Streptophyta, Magnoliopsida, Celastrales, Celastraceae. The record is from RefSeq and is a predicted model, not a curated record.